Molecule: messenger RNA, 759 nt
Organism: Angiostrongylus costaricensis
Lineage: Eukaryota; Metazoa; Nematoda; Chromadorea; Rhabditida; Metastrongylidae
Source: the annotation of a GenBank genome assembly
AUGGCAAGUGCUCCACAAAUCACCAAGAAGAAGAAAGCCGUUUUAGACGGUGUUUUCAAGGCUGAACUGAACAACUUUUUGAUGAAGGAACUUGCCGAGGAUGGAUACUCUGGUGUUGAGGUGCGCCGUACACCUGCUCGUGCUGAAGUCAUCAUCAUGGCUACUCGUACGCAAUCCGUACUUGGAGAACGAGGACGUCGCAUCAAAGAAUUGACUUCCGUUGUCCAGAAACGCUUCGGUUUUGAGGAGGGAUCUGUUGAGCUCUACGCUGAGAAGGUGUCCAAUCGUGGACUUUGUGCCGUUGCUCAAUGUGAAUCGCUCCGAUACAAGCUUGUAGGAGGUUUGGCGGUUCGACGAGCUUGUUACGGAGUGCUCCGUUUCAUUAUGGAGUCCCAAGCCCAAGGCUGUGAGGUUAUUGUGUCUGGUAAGCUGCGUGGUCAACGUGCUAAGGCUAUGAAAUUCGUUGAUGGUUUGAUGAUUCAUUCUGGUAACCCAGUUAACGAGUACAUUCAGCAGGCUGUUCGACACGUUCAACUUCGCCAAGGUGUCAUUGGUAUCAAGGUAAAGAUAAUGCUUCCUCACGAUCCUCGAGGUCAGAUGGGUCCAAAGAACGCUCUUCCUGAUCAUGUACAGAUCCUUAAACCCAUACCUGAGGAGAAUCCCACUGAACCUAGUUCAGAACAUAAAGUCGAGAUGAAGGACAAUCUUCCAAUUGUUCCUCCACCGAUGCAACCUGUUGAAGUCACACCGGCCUACUAA